This is a messenger RNA of Racocetra fulgida, 290 nucleotides long. Lineage: Eukaryota; Fungi; Glomeromycota; Glomeromycetes; Diversisporales; Gigasporaceae. The record is from the annotation of a GenBank genome assembly.
GCAUUAAAUCUCCCGAAGUUUUUCGUAAAUGGACUAAUCAAUUUACCAAAUACUUUGAGAUUACACCACCCAGUGAAUGGUCGCCCGAAGGUUAUAAGGCCUGGGUACUCGAGUGCAUCACUGAACAAAAGAUAUAUUGCGAAUUUUAUGAUGCACUAGGGACCAGAAAUAAUCACCGUAUUCCUACGGAUUUUAGGAACCUUACGACGGAAUUAUUAGAAAAAGAGGCAGCAAGGCAGAGAAGAUCAAGUCUCUGGCUCCUCCACGAGCAAGCGAAUUCGGAUGACUGA